AUGAAACAAAUACGAAGGAGUAUUGAGCGUGGCGGUCCUGGCUUUGUGACGUUACUCCCAGAUGAAGCUGAAGAUAUGUGGCAUAUCUACAACCUGAUUCGGGUUGGAGACAUUGUCCAGAGUCAGACCAUACGCAAAGUGAUCAAUGAAAGCACGACCGGUUCAACGUCAUCUCAGCGAGUGCAUGUUCGGCUAACGAUUGAAGUGGAAAAGAUAGAUUUUGAUCCCAGUGAAUCGACGCUUCAUUUGAAAGGUAAAAAUCGAGAGGAAAACGAUCUCGUCAAACUUGGAGCUUAUCACACGCUCGAUUUGGAACCUUCUAGGAAGUUUACGUUAAAGAAAAUUGAAUGGGAUACGAUUGAUCUAGAAAGGUUGGACACUGCACUUGAUCCAACUACACAAGCCGAUGUAGCAGCGGUUGUGCUUCAUGAGGGUCUUGCUCACGUUUGUCUUCUCACACCUUCCAUGACACUUGUCCGCGCGAAAAUUGAUAUGCAAGUUCCACGAAAGAGGAAGGGUUUCACUUCACAGCAUGAAAAAGGAAUAAUUCGAUUUUUGGAUGCAACAGCAGCUGCAUUUCUGAAACAUGUGGACUUCAAGAUUGUGAAAUGUUGUUUGAUAGCUUCAAGAGGUUUUCUUAAUCAGCAAUUUAUGGAUCACUUGGUAGCUUAUGCUGAUAAUCAAGGCAAGAAAUUUACUUCAGAACAAAAGGGAAAGUUUUUACUUGCACAUUCAUCAAGUGGUUUUAAACAUUCUCUGAAAGAGGUUUUGGAAGAUCCAAAUGUCGCUGCACGGUUAACUGACACAAAGGCUCAAGGAGAGGUCAAAGCAUUGAAGCAGUUUUUCGAAUAUAUGUCGAUUGAACCAGAUCGCGCUUAUUAUGGCUACAAACAUGUAGCUCAUGCUAAUGCCGAGCAAGCCAUCGAAACCUUGUUGAUCGCUGAUUCGCUUUUUCGGUCACAAGACAUCGCGACAAGGAAAAGAUAUGUAAAGCUUGUUGAAAGUGCACGGCAAAACGGAGCAAAUGUGCUAAUCUUCUCGUCUAUGCACGUCAGUGGAGAGCAGUUGGCUUUACUUACAGGAUGUGCUGCAAUACUGAGAUUUGCCAUGCCUGAAUUAGAUGAGGAACAAAUGAGCGACGAUGACGAAAAGAGGCCCGAGGAAGAAAGUAUAUCG
Messenger RNA from Mesorhabditis belari, 1176 nucleotides. Lineage: Eukaryota; Metazoa; Nematoda; Chromadorea; Rhabditida; Rhabditidae. The record is from the annotation of a GenBank genome assembly.